Octopus bimaculoides (California two-spot octopus) is the source of this 3727-nucleotide messenger RNA. Its product is annotated as proton myo-inositol cotransporter. Gene Ontology annotation, biological process: transmembrane transport; myo-inositol transport. Gene Ontology annotation, molecular function: myo-inositol:proton symporter activity. NCBI's taxonomy places the organism in Eukaryota, Metazoa, Mollusca, Cephalopoda, Octopoda, Octopodidae. The record is from RefSeq and is a predicted model, not a curated record. Gene Ontology annotation, cellular component: apical plasma membrane.
UGAUCACGUGACCUUUGAGUUUACUUGUCCUGUAGGGUGCGUGUGACUUAGUUCUUAUCUAAAUGGUAAUCUACAACUUAUCGUCGUUUAAUUUAGGUGUUUAUUAUUGAAUUCUCUACGCGUAUUCUCUCAUGAACAACCACAGAUGGAUCCUCCAGUAGAUCCAUCGUCAGACGUCACCAAUGAACACCGCUUGAACGACAGGGAUACACCAAAAAAGAAUAGUAAAAAGUUUGUGCUAGUUUUGACACUUUUUUCGGCUAUCGGUGGGUUUCUUUUUGGUUACGACACGGGUGUUGUUUCAGGUGCUUUAUUACUUUUGAAAAGAGAGUUCAAUUUAUCAGUUCUAGAACAGGAAAUUUUUGUGAGCGUAACUAUAGCAUGUGCCUGUCUGUUUUCCCUGUUUGGUGGCUAUCUCAACGACAAAGUUGGUCGCCGAUGGACUACAAUUAUUGCCAGUGUGGCCUUUACAAGUGGAGCCCUCCUUUUAGGAUUAGCUAAUGGAAUAACAUUGUUGAUGAUUGGCCGAGCCUUUCUUGGCUUCGGAAUUGGAUUGGCUUCUACUACUGUGCCUAUAUAUAUAGCAGAAUGUGCACCAGUAUCUAUACGUGGUCAGUUGGUAACAAUGAACAACUUUUUCAUCACUGGUGGGCAGUUUGUGGCUAGUGUAAUGGAUGGACUUUUUAGUUGUGUACCAGAAGGCUGGAGUGUCAAAAGUAAUCCAGUGCAUGGUAGUCUCAUCAAUACUUUCAAGAGAAUCUAUCAUAGCAAAACAGUAUGUCGUGCCUUAAUAGUUGGCUGUGGUUUACAGCUCUUCCAACAGUUAUGUGGUAUUAAUACUGUAAUGUAUUACAGUGCUUCAAUAAUAAAAAUGGCAGGUAUCCGAGAUGAAUCUAAGGCAAUUUGGUAUGCUUCUCUAACUGCAGCUGUCAACUUUCUGGCUGGCUUCAGUGGACUUUGGAUGAUUGAGAGAUUUGGUCGACGAAAACUGGCAAUGGGUAGUUUGGCAGGUGUUUUUGUCAGUCUUUCAAUAUUAGCAAUAGGUUUCCAGUUGUCUGCCGUAAAUUCACCAAAGAACUUGAAUCAAACAAAUUUAGAGAAUAACCUUUGCAGCUACAGCACUUGUGAUACAUGUAUAAUGGAUGACAAAUGUGGAUUUGAAUACACUGAUAAUGGACACACAGUGAAAUUUGGUUACUGCUUGCCAAAAGGAAAUUCCUCUGAUGAUUCAGAUAUCUGUUCCACUGAAACUAAUUCUACUACCGAUCAUGAAAUAUUUGCACUUGACUUCUGUCCUUCAGAUUAUUCUUGGUCAGCCAUUCUUGGACUUGUCUUAUACCUGAUGUCAUUUUCUCCAGGUAUGGGACCACUUCCCUGGACUAUCAAUUCUGAGAUCUAUCCACAAUGGGCGAGAGGUACAUGUAAUUCUUUGGCUACCUCAGUAAACUGGAUUUGUAACUUACUAGUAUCAAUGACAUUUUUAACAUUGACUGAAACCAUCACAAAAUAUGGUACUUAUUGGCUGUUUACAUUUAUAACUGGCUUGGGAAUAGUUUUUGUCUUCACAAGUCUACCAGAAACUAAAGGAUUGCCUUUAGAAGAAGUGGAAUCCUUAUUUAAUUCUCGCCUUUGUUCUUGUGGUAAAAGAAGGAAUUACAAAGAUAUUGAUAAUAGAAAAUAAUGUCUCUUCAUCAACAACAGAAUUGAGCAUUUAGUCCUUUUGAUACCAAUCUACCUGAAAUUACCCCUGGUUUAAUUACACAAGACCUCUAUGUUAAAGUGUUCAUAUUAAAAUUUAAAACUUUUACAAUUCUAAAUAAGAACCGGUAUUUUUUUAAGUUAUGUCCCAAACACCAGCUUAAGGAAAACUUUCGAAUUUUUUUUACUCGAGCACUUAAAAUUAUUGAUUAUUUUAAAAAUUAAUUGAUACAAAUGGAUAAUGCAUUUUAUUGACAAUAUGCUCACAAAAGAAUUCAGGAAAUGUUUCAAGUAAUUCAUUGCUUAAAUAUCUGUAGCAUCAUGUAUGUGUGUGUGUGUGUGUGUGAUGAAUGUGUUCUUGUUUUUGUAUAAGUGAGCUAAAAGAUGUGGGAAAUUUGAAGGCUCCUGUAGAUUGACAAGAUUAAUGUGGUUGAUGUUUAGUUUGAAUAUCUAUAGAUUGUAUGUCGAGUGGCAUUGCUUUGAGGGAUGGGUUAUAUAACUAGCCAUAUUUAUGUGUGAAACUACCGUUAUUCUUGCUUUGCUUCAUUUCGGCUCUGCUUGAGUAGAUAUAUACGAUCAAAAGUAAUCUGGCCAUGACUAUCCAUUUUCAUCCUAUUUUCAGGCAUUGUGUGUACAAGAUAACUAGAGUGUGAUCCAAGAGAAAGAUUUGGCUGCAUUUUCUUGCUGGUUUACUAAUCAUGUAGGAGCUCUCUUGUCUUGAGUAUGUUUUUGAAAAAUGUGAAAAAUGAUAAAGGAAAAUAUGAUUAUGAAAAUUUGAUUCUGUAUGCUAAUUUCUCAGACAUUUUUAUUCAAAUAUCUCUUCCACUACACUCUCGGAGUGGUUGGCGUUAGGAAGGGCAUCCAGCUGUAGAAACUCUGCCAAAUCAGAUUGGAGCCUGGUGUAGCCAUCUGGUUUCACCAGUCCUCAGUCAAAUCGUCCAACCCAUGCUAGCAUGGAAAGCAGACAUUAAACAACGAUGAUGAUGAUGAUGAUCUCUUCUGUCUUAAUUUUCAAUGGUGUUGGGAUGAAAUUUUCUUGCAAGGAACUUUUAUUUUUGAUAUAGAUGUUUUCGAUCUAGUUUGGAUUUUUUGCCAUCAAAUUUGAAUUCUUUGCCAUCAAAUUUGAUGGCAAAGAGUUCAAAUUUGAUGGCAAAGAAUCCAAAUUAGAGCGAAAACAUCUAUAUUUCAAUAGUUUCUUUUUAGAUAACUCAACUAAAUUUAGAAAUAAUGAGAAAGUGUGUGUGUGUGUGUGUGUGUGUGUGUGUGUGUGUGUGUGUAUUUAUGUAGGUAUUGUGUUGUGUAAGAUUAUGUGAAGGAAAGAGGAUGCAGUGUGUGUGUGUGUGUGUGUGUGUGUGUGUGUAUACUGAACUUGGCUGAUUAAAAGGUUUUGAUGAUGAGAAAAAGUAUCCAACUGUAAACAUUGCCUCAGAGAAUUUAUCCAACCUUUGCUAGCAUGAAAAAAAUGUAUUUAAAACACUGGUGAUUAUGAUGAUAAUUAUAAAUAUGUUAUGUUUGGAAGUACUUACAUACAUAUGUACAUACUACUUAUGUGCAUAUAUGAGUAAAAUUUCAAGUUUAGCAAAAAUUACUCAUUUUAUUCUCAUUUGCCAUAUCUAAGAAUAGAAACAAAUAGAGACUUAUAAAUCAUGUGUAUUAAAUUAGAUGAAAAUUUGCUCAACUCAGUAAUUUUGACUAGAACGUCUAUAAUAGGAUUCCAAAAUUUGUUUCUAAAACUAUUAACCAACAAAACAAAAAAGAAAGAAAAAUAUUCUGAAAAAUGGUAUUUUAUUUCUUGAAGAUUCUUUAUCACUGUAAUCUUUUUCUCAUCAAAACUCCAGCGUUUCUUUAUUUGGCAUCACAAACUAAAUAUGACUUUUAUGACCAAAUUUAUUUUUGGCCAAAGAACAACAGAAUUCUUCUGCUACAAGAAACCUAUUUUGGUACAACAAUAUUGAUUUAUAAUGUAACUUACAAUCUUUUUUUGGGGGGUGGUUUACUUUGUUCUUUUUAUAUAAUUAUUGUUAUUAAA